CUUCCCCUCUCCCUCCACAACGGUUCCCCUCGACAGCCAUGCUCGCCACUGCUUUCCUCACCAUUAUCUCUCUUGCCCUCCUCGCUCGCUCCCAGAUUUUCACGCCCUCCUCCGCGGUGCAGUGCGAACCUGUCCUCGUUACCUGGACGGCCACAAAUAGCCCCCCCUACAUCAUCUCAGUUAUUCCAGGUGGACAAGUCGGCGCGGCCGCCAUUGAGAAUAUUGGAACUUUUACUAGCACCAGCGUCACCUGGUCAGUCGAUAUUCCGGCCGGCACGUCUCUUACUUUGCAGCUCCGUGAUGGAACCGGCCAGCCUCUCUACUCCGCUCCCUUCACGGUUCAGACUUCUUCGGAUGCCACAUGCAUAGGCACGAACGCGGGCUAUGUUGGUGGUGCGGGGCUUCCAGCACCGCACGGUAGCAGCUCUGCAUCUGCCGCGUCCUCUUCAGGAACCACAUCGGGUUCUGCCUCUUCUGGAUCUUCUUCGUCUGCUACCACCACCACGUCCGCUAGCUCUGCAGGCACUACUACUACCUCCACUUCCGUAGCUUCCACAAGCUCGUCUACGUCAUCUUCUAGUCAUUCAAGCUCUUCCACCGGCUCUAUCAGCCAUACCUCGUCAUCAACUGCGGCCACAUCUGCCUCUGCCAGCCCCAGCAGCGCAGCCAUGGCCAUGGCCCCACUCGAUUUCAGCAUGGCUGCUGUUGCCGGUCUGCUGGGUUCUCUCCUCUUUGCUUGAAGUUCCUCGUAACCGUAGCCAAGAAAGUGCACUCUGGGUUUAUCAAAGCACUGGGGCCUGCCGGUGAACAAUGUCCAUAGUAUCUUUUUCUUUCUCUCUGGACGACUUCCUCUGAGUCGUAGGCUGAUAUUCACAUCACGCACGGACUGUAUUGAACCUCAGGAACCUUCAAGUUACUUAGCUCGUACAUCAAAAUUGUGUGUUGUUCUCUC
Molecule: messenger RNA, 952 nt
Organism: Dacryopinax primogenitus
Lineage: Eukaryota; Fungi; Basidiomycota; Dacrymycetes; Dacrymycetales; Dacrymycetaceae
Exons: 4
Coding region: 39-740 (233 amino acids)
Source: RefSeq, a predicted model, not a curated record